AUGCCCUCGGUGCAUUUCAGAGCGCUUAUAUGGGCGAACGAAUACAUCGAUACGUCAGACAACACUUGCUGGGAGCAGGGAAUCUUUCCACUCCCGUUUCCCUUGCGGGUGCAUGAAGGUGACACAGUGGUUGGGAAAUGGACAUUAAAAGGCACGAGGUUUGACAUGGUUGUGAAAAACUUUAUGAAUCCUGAGGACUUUCUUCAUCGAGAGCUCAAUACACGAUGUGAACAAGACUAUCGAACAGUGAACGAUGACAUGCUUCUCUAUGCCAUCACUCGCCUACUACCCUCUGUCAGCAGAUAUUCCUGGAAUUUGGAUAUCAAUCUUACCGAUGAGGAAGUCAAUGUUGUGAGGAAUUUACCACAUUUCUUGAUUGAUCCAAAGGACAUAGAAGAAUCAGGCGAGAUAGAUAAGCUAACUGCGAUCUUUGCAUCAGUGUGGCCUAUACGCGCAGAUGGGUCUGUGAGCGAAGUGUUUUUGAAUUCGCUGCGGUCCCUUCGGUGUAGUAAUGAUAUACCACCAUCUUUGAAGUAUUGCGGAUUUCUCACGGACCGUCUUUCUGCGCAUGGAGUCCUUGUUUCGUCCUCCCGUCUAUCGAAGUUGACCAGAGUGCAUCUAACGCUUUCUGUGGUGCAGACCCUUCUCCUAUCAGGACAUAUAAUCUUUUGGAAUACAGGGAUAUUGAUAUUUUUACCUUUGAACACCAUGUUUGCUCCAAUGAAUUCGCUUUCUUACACUUGGGAGAAGAAGAUACAGAGCUAA
Messenger RNA from Cylicostephanus goldi, 765 nucleotides. The record is from the annotation of a GenBank genome assembly. Lineage: Eukaryota; Metazoa; Nematoda; Chromadorea; Rhabditida; Strongylidae.